Lycium ferocissimum is the source of this 3437-nucleotide messenger RNA. RefSeq lists its product as uncharacterized. The coding region runs from base 362 to 3181 and encodes 939 amino acids. Gene Ontology annotation, biological process: DNA-templated transcription. The transcript is spliced from 7 exons. Gene Ontology annotation, cellular component: nucleus. Lineage: Eukaryota; Viridiplantae; Streptophyta; Magnoliopsida; Solanales; Solanaceae. The record is from RefSeq and is a predicted model, not a curated record.
UGUUUCUAUGUUCUUUAUACUAUUAUUAUUGCAAAAUUACUCUUACCCAGAAACACACACACACACACUCACUCAAAUUCAGUAGAAAAAUAUAAAAAAUCUUCACUUUGAGAAUAAUGGGUCUCAAACCCUAGAAAAAUUGUCAUCAAAUAAGUCUGGAAUCUGGAUGUGGAUGUAAAGGUUUAAUUUUGAAGCAGAAAAAGGAAGUGAUUGAGAACACAACAAAGGUUAGAAGAUUGAGUUACUACUGUUGCGAGCGGAUAUUACUGGGAGUGGUUUGAUGUACAAGGCAUGACAAUAAGAAAUACUAAGUUCAUCAAGUCAGAAAACUUUUGCUUUGUUAUGACUUAAGGAAGCUUGGAUGGAAAACAAAAUACUUCCAUCUUCAUCCGGAGGCUACGACAUUGAUUCCCGUGGGACGCGUUUGGGUAAAAGGAUAUCAAGGCCAGUUGAUUUGCCUGAAUUUUCCUGGCCUCUAGAGUCAAGGUUAAAAGAGAAUGGUCCAGUCUUAUCCACUACAGAAGAAAACACCCGUGAAUCAACUGUAAACCAAUCUCAGUCUGUCAAAAUGGUUGCUCUUGGAGAGCGUUUCCGGCGUGAUCAAUUUAAUUAUCAGAACAGUGUCGAAGGAUAUAAAUUCACUAGUAAUAGGAAGACACAAGAAAAUGAAAUUGAAAGUAUAAACCAUUACCCUUUAUGCAUGCAGUUGCAAUCUACACAGCACCAGCAUCCACAUUGGAAAUCUGAUGUCCCAACUGGGGCGACGCCUGAAUUGCUAAAUUGGGUAUCAAAGACAAGUAACAUGCUUGCACAAGCUGACACUGGUAGAUCCUCUUCAAAAUCCGAUAAUUUGCAUACUGAAAAAUCUCAAUUCCAUCCUUAUCAGGAAGAUUUGGUUUCUGGGAACCCUGUUGUCACCUCUAGGAUGCCAUUGGAAAUGCAUUAUGUUUCCACUAGAGUUGUGAGAGAGGUUGGAGCAGUUGAGCAGAAUUUUUCUCAGCACCAUACCACAUAUUCCUCUUCUCAUGGAAGAGGUUGUCCCGAGGAAGCCAAUAGAUUUGGGAAUUCUUGUGUUCUGGAACCAAGUCUUCAGUCUUCAAACAGAACUGGAAGUAAUAUUCCCGCAUAUAGAGAUAUUCUUUCAGGAGUCUCGGCUUCUACUGACCAAAAGGUUGGUGGAAAGUCAUUGCAUAAUGAGGCUCAGAGUUUCGUUGGUUCUUUUGAUAAUCGUGUAGACAACUUAUUUGAAAGUAGAGGAAGAAGUCACAUGGAAGGUGAUAUGAAAAUGAAGGACCUGGAAGCAAUAAAUAAGGAGAACAUCAAGAGUUCUUUGACAGACGACCUUUCCUCUAAAGAUGGGUACUCUCCAUCAAAUGGUGUUCAACAUGUUGGAUCAAAUAAGUCAAACCAUAUUUCUCACAGAUCAGAUAAGAAGACUAGGUUACCGUCUAAUAAAAUGUCUCCUGCAGCUGAAAAGCUAUGGGAUGGAUCUCUUCAGCUAAACUCAUCUAUUACUGUGUCUGUGGUGGCUUUCUUCAAAAGAAAAGGUUUUGCUGCCUCUAACAUUUCUACAGACAAGAUGAAGCAAAACUUCUCAUUUUGCGGGGACUCGUGCCAUGCAAGAAUCUUGUAUCAACUGAAAAUGUUCUCCCCUUGCCUCAACGGUGAGAAGUUGCUUGAUAUCAAGUGGUCUGAACCUGUAGAAGUUAAAGGCAAAGUAAGAUUAGAUGCAUUUGAAAAAUUCAUUCAAGAUCUUCCUCGUUCACGCAACCGGGGACUAAUGGUAAUUUCUCUUUGCUCCAAGGAGGGAGCUUCUGAAAAAGGACUCAAGGACAUGAAAGAGGCUGCAAAAGGAUAUAUAAUAGGUGAAAGAGUCGGACUUGCAAAGCUCUCUCCAGGUGUUGAUCUCUACCUUUGUCCUCGGAGCGAUGCAAUUAUCACUAUUCUAGCAAAAUAUGGUUACUUUAAGGGAAUGGCAGCUGUGGAAGGAAACUCUGAGUUGAUGAUUGGUUGUGUUGUAUGGAAGAAGAAUCGAACUGCUUUGACUUCUGUUGCUAAAAAGUCUGAGGAAACGGCUAAUUCUUCGCAGGAGCAGCUUCAAAAGUCACCAUGUGAUUCUUCUACGUUGCAAGGUGAGGGACAAAGCUCUUUAUCUGUGCCAUCAACUGAGAGUUCAAAACGAUCUGCCCCACAACAGGCAAAUGUCACGGAUGACAAGAAUGUGAACAGUAUUGAUUCCUCAAGCAGGACAACCUUAACAACUUCAGAUGUGAAGUCACCCCCUUUUCACCAAAAAGAAUCUGAACUUUUGAGCUCGCGUCUUUGGGGAUCGAGCAGUGAAGCUUCACAUCAGUCAAAUGCUGAACCACCCAAGGAAAGUACGGACCUUCCAAAAGCCGUAAUACCGUUGCUGCCUAAUGCAUCAAAAUGGAAGAUGGCAUUAUCAGAUGAUGAUGAUCUCCCUGAAUUUGACUUUGGAACUUCUAGUGGAAUAUCUUCAAGUUCGCAUCGUUCUGAUGGAUCCAUUCUUGGCAAUAGGCUUCAACUUUCUGGAAGUAGGAUUUUAGAUAUGUCUAAACAGCCAACCGUACCUGUGGCACCUUCCUUUUCCAUGAGUAUUCCUAGGUCGGUAAUAUCGGUCAGUAAAGACAUGCCCCUAGCUAGAAAUGUUAAUGACCAUGGUCAACUGGUCACUGGUGUUAGGCAAAUGGAAGAAAAGCAUCACAGCCAAAGUCAUGCUAUUCCAGUGGCAGUUACAGUUUGUGCCUCUGGUUCACCAAUUGUUCCGUUUGAUAGCUCGGGUAAGAAAAACUUAUUUUGUGAUGAUGAUAUGCCUGAAUGGUUGCCACCAGAUGCUCGGAAUGAAAGAAUAAAUGAACCACCAAGAACCUUACACCCUGAAUAUUCAAACUCAACCUCAAGAAUGUUUACCCCUCUUCCUACAGGAUCAGUAUUUCCUUAUCCGUCCUCCACCACAGCCCAUAACAGUUUUUCUUCACAGCCAUCUCCUCCACUCUAUCAUCUGCCUGUCAAUUCCAAAGUGCCACCCCCUAUACCCUCUCAAGAUGGUCCUAGUUAUAUGACAGGAUUCACCUUUAAUCCUGUUCCAAGGCCACAGUCUGGUUCACUUGCUGCUGCAAGUUCUUUGCAGCCUCCUGAUAAAAGAGUAAGGAGGUCUUGAUAGUAGCUUGUAAACUCAAUCAACAGUUGGACAGUUCUUCGAAAGUUAUUCAGCGCAUUCCAAAGCUGUAAAUAUGCAUGGAUAGCUAGUCAGGACAGGCUAUAGUUGGUUUUUCUUUCUCUACUUCUUUUUCUAUUCCCUUCAUGUGAAGUAGUGUUCCUACAGUAACAGUCAAACAGAGGACUAUUGUUGUGAACCGGCUCUUCUGCAUCUUAUACUUGGUUUAUUUAGCUGCCUUAAUUAGUUGUCUUGUUGA